Messenger RNA from Aethalodelphis obliquidens (Pacific white-sided dolphin), 2061 nucleotides. RefSeq names its product leucine rich repeat containing 36 (gene LRRC36). The record is from RefSeq and is a predicted model, not a curated record. Lineage: Eukaryota; Metazoa; Chordata; Mammalia; Artiodactyla; Delphinidae. The transcript has 11 exons. The coding region runs from base 1 to 1890 and encodes 629 amino acids.
AUGCUCAGACCACGGUUUUUGCCUCUAGAUGACCGAGCCAUACGAGAAAGUGAGAGAAAGGCUGCCAAGCUGCAUUUCAGUCAGUUGGGUAACAAUGAAAAUUUUCUUUUAGAGGUGGAAAAAAGCUCUAGGGAGAAGACAGUGAAAAACUGUGUAGCAAAUGAGAGCACUGCAUCAAAAGUCAGCACUGAUGUUGAUGACAGGAUUGAAAUUGGCUCAAACAAAGGACUUUUUAUUCCCUUCCCAAACUGGGAAAUAAAGGAUUCCCCAACAAGUACUUCUGUAACCCAGGACAAUGGUAUACCAGAUCAGAAAUUAGACACUUUGCCACUGGGGACACAGAUGCAGGAAGUGGCAAGAAAGGAGAUACCAAGUGAGAAUCACCAGGAAGAUGAAUUCAGACGCUACUUGCCUCAUCAAUCCACAGUUCGAACCCCAGAGAAGAUGGCUAGAGAAGGGUACCGAAUAUCUUUUUUGGACAACAAGUCUUCAGGUUCUUCUCCAGAAAAGGAUUUGAUACCAAAACCUGAUACUUAUCAGCUUACCCAUGACGCCUCAUUGGGUAAACGCCUGGAUGUGGGUGAUUCUAGACAGAUUCAUCCCUAUCAGUUACCUUCAGAUGCUGCUCUAGAAAAUUAUGAUAGUCAUUAUUCUCAAAAUCCAUCCCUGCAUGGAAGUCUUGGUAAAAGGCCUCAGACAAGCAGGAACUACCGAGAAUAUAGCACAAAACCUUCAAAUAACAUGAAGGCCACCACAUCCCAUUCCUGCGGAGACUUACCGACUUCUCUGUCAAACCCUGACUCCAGCACUGGAAGGCUUUUGAAGCUUAGUUCAGAUCUGUAUGCCACAACCCACUUCAACAGCGACCCUGCUCUGCUGGUGAAUGCAGAGCAAAACUUAUCCACCAGCCUCGGCGAUUUAACACCAGCACAUGGUUCUUUCCCAAACAACACCAUCCUGGGAGACUCUCUGCAGACACUGCUGUUGCCUACUGGGACUUCAGAAAACAGAGAGAGUUUGACCAAGGGGUCAUUAAGCCCAUCGAGAAGAGGAUUCAAACGGAAAGAAAAUAUCCUUGAUACCCUGAAUCCAAAACAUGGUUUCAGAGAUGCUACAGGCAGCGAGCCUCUCUCUAGUGACCUGGGCAGUUUGCAUGGUUUGCCAGGAAACCACAGUCCCCCAAUCUCUGCCAGAGCAUCCCAUGUGGCCACUGUCCUCAGACAGCUCCUGGAGCUUGUGGAUAAGCACUGGAACGGUUCCGGCUCCCUCCUCCUCAACAAGAAGUUUCUGGCUUUUAAGAUUGGCCCAUGUGCCCAACCUGAAUUUUUGGCAGGUCCUGCCCGAGAUCUGCUUCUGACUUUGGUAGUCCCUGCUCCUUCUCAGCAGUGGUGUCACUCACGUCCUGAAGAUACAUCAAAAGCCUCCCACAAGAGGGAGAUGGAACUGAAGAAGAUGGGGCAGCUGGUCCCUAAUGACAUGGAAAGUUUGAAGCAAAAACUGGUCAGAGUGCUGGAGGAAAACCUUAUUUUGUCAGAAAAAAUCCAGCAAUUGGAGGAAGGUGCUACCACCUCGAUUGUGAGUGGGCACCAGUCCCACACUUAUGAUGAUCUUCUGCACAAAAACCAACAGCUGAACAUGCAGGUGGCUUGCCUGAACCAGGAGCUUGCCCAGCUGAAAAAGCUGGAGGAGAUAGUGGCCCUUCUCCACGAAAGUCAGAGAUCCCUGGUGGUAACUAAUGAGUAUCUGCUGCAGCAGCUGACUAAAGAGCAAAAAGGUUAUUCUGGGAAAGCACUCCUGCCUCCUGAGAAGAGUCAUCAUUUGGGGAGAUCAUCACCCUUUGGGAAAAGCACUCUGUCUUCCUCCUCACCAGUGGCACAUGAUACGGGUUAGUAUCUAAUACAGAGUGUUUCAGACUCUGUCCCAGAGCCUAGUCUAUGGAGCUAGCACUGCACACCUUUUUUGCAGCUUCCCUUUCAGCCCCAGGGGGCUCUCAGUGUCAUUGCCACUAGUAUGGUGGUAUUCACUCACAAGAUUAAGAAAAAAAUCUUAUUUUAAUUAGAC